Lagopus leucura (white-tailed ptarmigan) is the source of this 1017-nucleotide messenger RNA. It is a transcript of the gene HHEX, whose product is annotated as hematopoietically expressed homeobox. Gene Ontology annotation, biological process: regulation of transcription by RNA polymerase II; cell differentiation. Lineage: Eukaryota; Metazoa; Chordata; Aves; Galliformes; Phasianidae. Gene Ontology annotation, molecular function: DNA-binding transcription factor activity, RNA polymerase II-specific; RNA polymerase II cis-regulatory region sequence-specific DNA binding. Bases 1 to 834 code for a protein of 277 amino acids. The transcript is spliced from 4 exons. The record is from RefSeq and is a predicted model, not a curated record.
AUGCAGUACCAGGCGCCGGGCGCGGCUCCGGCGGCGGCCCUGGGCGUCGGCGUCCCGCUGUACGCGCCCACGCCGCUGCUGCAGCCCGCGCACCCCACGCCCUUCUACAUCGAGGACAUCCUGGGCCGCGGCCCCGCCGCCGCGCCGGCCCCCCACUCCCUGCCCGCCCCGCCGCCGCCGACGCUGCCGUCGCCCAACUCCUCCUUCACCAGCCUGGUGGCCCCGUACCGGACCCCCGUCUACGAGCCGACCCCCAUCCACCCGGCCUUCUCCCAUCACCUCGCCGCCACCUACGGCACCGGCGCUUACGCCGGGCCCCUCUACUCCUUUCCCCGCGCCGUCGGCGACUAUACGCACGCACUGAUCCGCCAGGACCCCCUGGGAAAGCCGCUGCUGUGGAGCCCCUUCAUCCAACGGCCGCUGCAUAAGAGGAAAGGUGGGCAGGUGCGCUUCUCCAACGAGCAGACCAUCGAGCUGGAGAAGAAGUUCGAGACGCAGAAAUAUCUCUCCCCGCCUGAGAGGAAGCGCCUAGCCAAGCUGCUGCAGCUCAGCGAGCGCCAGGUCAAAACGUGGUUCCAGAACCGCAGAGCCAAAUGGAGGCGCCUGAAGCAGGAGAACCCCCAGGCCACCAAAAAGGAGGAGGCGGAAGGCACCAGCGAUCACGGUGACCCACGACCAGAGGGCAGCCCCAGCCCCGCUGGAGGGGGCGAGGCCGAGCCGCAGGACAGCCCCUCGGCCGCCUCGCAGGAGGACCCCGAGUCCGAUGUCUCUGACGACUCCGACCAGGAGGUGGACAUCGAGGGCGACAAAGGCUUCUACAGUGCCACACGCUGAUGUCCCGCAGGCACGGAGCCGAGCUCGGCUUGUGCUGUCCCGGGACUGCGGGACUGUGGGACUGUGGGACUGAGGAUUUUAUGAUGGGAGAGGACUUUCACCAUUCCGCUGAAAGACAAAGAAGCACAAAUGGACUCGUUCUGUAAUGAUCUGAGAAAGAAAAGAUGUAUGUUCUACAAAAGA